AUGACUAGUUUUUGGGUAACAUUAGCAAGGCAUAAGUAAACAAGAUCUUAUAAAUUAUUAAAGUAAAAUGAAAUGGAUGUUUUAGUUCCUGAAAAGCAUGAAAAAACUUUUAUAUUUUUGCAUGGAGCUGCAAAUUAGGCUGCUAUGUACCACAAUUUAUUUCUUUCCUCUUAUAGCCCUGUUUGCCAAAAUACAAAAAUAUUGUUGCCUUAGGCUCCUAUGAGAUAUAUUACGUUUAGCUAAAAGUAAUUAAAAAUGCCAUCUUGGUAUGAUAUUUAUUCAGAGGAUAGAACAAAUAAAAGACCUCAAGAUUUGUACAAUCUGAGCGAGUUAGAAACAUCUGUUAAAAGGAUAUAAGAAAUUAUGAAGAAGGAGUAGUCAAUUUUAUAGAACAAACAGCAGUUGUAUAUAGGAGGUAUUAGUUAAGGGUGUGCCUUAGCACUUUACAGUGGAUUAAGUUAUCAGUAGAAAAUAGGGGGAAUAAUUGCACUCAGUGGAUAUUAUAUUGAUACUUGUUAAAUAUCUAAAGAGAAUAUUGAUAUUCCUAUCUACUUUAGUCAUGGCCUUGAUGACUAAAUUGUUAAAAUUGAAUAUAUGCAGCAAACUAUAAAAUUUUUAUAAUAUAUUAACCCUAACUUCAAAAUUGAGUAUGAAGCUGGUCUAGGACAUAGUAUUGGAUAAAAUUAAAUGCAAAAGAUUUAAAAGUGGUUUCAAUAAAUUAGCUAAAACUAGGCUCAUUGA
Molecule: messenger RNA, 741 nt
Organism: Tetrahymena thermophila SB210
Lineage: Eukaryota; Ciliophora; Oligohymenophorea; Hymenostomatida; Tetrahymenidae
Product: phospholipase carboxylesterase family protein
Exons: 2
Biological process (GO): protein depalmitoylation
Cellular component (GO): cytoplasm
Molecular function (GO): carboxylic ester hydrolase activity; palmitoyl-(protein) hydrolase activity
Source: RefSeq, a predicted model, not a curated record